Molecule: messenger RNA, 981 nt
Organism: Thunnus maccoyii (southern bluefin tuna)
Lineage: Eukaryota; Metazoa; Chordata; Actinopteri; Scombriformes; Scombridae
Exons: 1
Coding region: 1-981 (326 amino acids)
Biological process (GO): G protein-coupled receptor signaling pathway; sensory perception of taste
Cellular component (GO): membrane
Molecular function (GO): G protein-coupled receptor activity
Source: RefSeq, a predicted model, not a curated record
AUGUUAGGGGCAAAUAAAGUGGCCAUCUGGGUAGUGACAGGUCUGUUGUCUGUCACGGCUGUCUUCUUCAACCUCUACAUCUUCUUGAUGAGUCUGCGGAACUACAGGCAGAAAAAGCAGUGGAACCCCUGUGAAAUCAUCAUCGUGGCUCUGUCGGUGGUAACCUUGGUUCACCAUCUGAUCUGUUACUUCUGGAUGACCAUGGAUGAGGUGGACAAUAGCUGUCGCAUUGACCAGAUGCCAUACACUGUCAUGCUACUGUUGGUCUUCAGCCUCAAGUUCACCAUCGUGUGGGACACCAGUUUUCUCACAUUCUACUACAGCACCAAGCUGGUGAGCACACCCAAUCAUUGCUACACAGAGAUCCAAGCCGCCAUCCUCAGACAUGUGACCUUAGCUGUUUUUGUCAUCCCUCUGUGUGGCCUGAGCACCUGUAUGCCAAUGCUUGUGGUGUUUAAACCAGACAACUACACCCAAGUGAACAAAGACUGUGGGAUUAUAACACCCAACACCCAAUCUGGCCAGAUUUAUGAAGUCAUCUAUCUACUCCUCGCUGAUGUACUGCCGGGGGUGCUCAUGAUAAAAUGCUGCAUCUCCAUCUCAAUCCACCUGGCCAUCCAUCUCCGCCACAUGAAAGCCAGUACCAACGGCGCCCACGGCCCAAAGCUGGGCACUCAGAUGAGGGUGAUCCGGAUGGCUCUGUCUCUGGUAGCCAUCUUCCUGCUCUUCCUCAUAGUCGACCUGUACGUUAAUUAUCAGAUAAUAGUGAACCACGACAACGCUAUUGUGCUCACAUUCUUGUUCACAGCCAUCUACACGACUGUGACCGCCAUAGUGCUGAUCUAUGGGAAAAAGAGUCUCUGGAAAACUCUGCUCCAUGACUUUAAUGUCUGCCUGGAUGAAUAUCCGUGUUUGUCUUAUCUGAAGGUGCCUGAACAAAAGUCCAAACACAGCAGUGCUCCUGCAAAAUUUAAAAACUGA